AUUUGUCUUGUGCACAAAUUUCAUAGUGUAAGUAUAGUGUAUAAUGGCUCAAUGCUGAGAACUCGGAUGGAUACCACAUGCCAGUCCCUAUGUCGCUCGCUGGUGAGCCAAAAUGAAAACAUAGACAUCUCUCAGUCGGUGCUCUACACCUCCCUCAUGGGCUUGUUGCUGGUGGCUGACAAAGAGAGAGAGAUAAAGCUGGGCAAUGGACAAGCUGGGCUGCAUAAUACCGGGAACACAUGUUUCCUGAAUGCCAUUUUGCAGUGUCUCUCCCACACUCAGGGGCUUAGAGACUACUGUCUGAGUAAAACCUACCUCCAGGACAUGUACUCCAGUCAAGAGCCAGAGUUGAUGAAUGAAUUCACCAAAGUUUUGGAAGAGCUGUGGUGCACAGACGAAGGAAAAAGGGUGGUGAAUCCUAAACGUUUCUACCAUGUCUUUAAAGAGGCUUUGCCUUGCUUCAGUGGAUACAGUCAACAGGAUGCUCAUGAGUUCUUGCGAUUCCUUUUGAACCGGUUACAUACAGAAAUCAACCGCCGACCCACUCAUCGCACUGCCACUGCUAACACACCUGAGCCCAGCUACAAUCGAUUAAGAAUUUCAGAAGAAGCAGCUGCUAUGUGGAAGAAAUACAUGGACAAGGAUGACAGUAUAAUUGUAGAUUUGUUCUCUGGACAGCUGCGUAGCUCACUGCACUGCUCGGUCUGCUCACACUACUCCAACACAUUUGACGUGUUCUGUGAUCUGUCUCUGCCUAUCCCAAAGACGAGUGACUCCAGAGCAGCUGUGACCCUCCGGGAAUGUUUGGAUUUGUUCUCACACGUGGAAAAACUCAGUGAAGAAAAUUCACCUAUGUGUGAGAAGUGUAAUCGUUGCACAGAGACCACAAAAAGUCUAACCAUCCAGAGAUUUCCUAAAAUCCUGGUGAUACAAUUAAAACGCUUUACAGCAUCGAGGUGUUCUAUUCGGAAAAGUACAGUACCGGUGUCUUUCCCUCUAACGGAUCUUGACUUGGGAACAUAUGGACCGAGUGAUUGUGGCCCAGUACUGUAUGAUCUAUACGCUCUAUGUGACCACACUGGCACUGUGAACAUGGGUCACUACACAGCUGUCUGUCAGGAUAAAGGAGGUUGGUGCUGCUAUAAUGACUCAUGUGUUACCCAAAUAUCUGUGGACCAGCUUCAGUCCAGUCAGGCCUAUCUUCUCUUCUACACACUUAAAAACAACAUGGCCUCCAGGAAAUGAAUCUCUUUUUAGACUUUAGGACAAGACCUUAGAGGGCAAUUCCACUCCUACGGAAAUGAAGUUUGUGUUCACAGACCUUCAUCAGAAACAUGGUUUUCAAUGAAAGUGAAGGACACUGAAUUGCCAGCAAAACUGUUUGUUAUAUUCAAAGUACUUUUUGUAGUUAUAAAUAUGUUUGUUAAAUAAACAUUUUAAAGUAAUUCAUUACAAUUUCUUUAACAUUGUGUGACUAGUGACACUUUUUUUGUUAAAAACAUUUUGCAUCACAAAAAUCUAUAAAAGGUGAUGAAUCCAUAAAACUCUACAUCUCUUUUUUGUUCAAGUAAACCCAUGCUUAUGCAUUAGAUUAGAAGUCUGCAGAUGAACAAUAAUUUAAGAAAAGCACAAUUUAGUCAGCAAGUUUGUCAUGUGUAAAGAUCUCUCUCUCUCUCUCUCUCUCUCUCUCUCUCUCUCUCUCUCUCACACACACACACA
This is a messenger RNA of Tachysurus fulvidraco (yellow catfish), 1719 nucleotides long. RefSeq names its product ubiquitin specific peptidase 21 (gene usp21). Gene Ontology annotation, biological process: protein deubiquitination. The record is from RefSeq and is a predicted model, not a curated record. Bases 52 to 1245 code for a protein of 397 amino acids. Gene Ontology annotation, cellular component: cytoplasm. The transcript has 12 exons. NCBI's taxonomy places the organism in Eukaryota, Metazoa, Chordata, Actinopteri, Siluriformes, Bagridae. Gene Ontology annotation, molecular function: cysteine-type deubiquitinase activity.